Xyrauchen texanus (razorback sucker) is the source of this 4539-nucleotide messenger RNA. Its product is annotated as ras-related protein Rab-3A-like. Lineage: Eukaryota; Metazoa; Chordata; Actinopteri; Cypriniformes; Catostomidae. Gene Ontology annotation, cellular component: endosome; plasma membrane; axon. Bases 73 to 735 code for a protein of 220 amino acids. The transcript is spliced from 5 exons. Gene Ontology annotation, biological process: regulation of synaptic vesicle fusion to presynaptic active zone membrane; maintenance of presynaptic active zone structure; protein localization to plasma membrane. The record is from RefSeq and is a predicted model, not a curated record. Gene Ontology annotation, molecular function: GTP binding; GTPase activity.
CGAAUGCACGAACGCAGGUGCACGGGCUGAGAGAACUCUUUUCAAACCACACCAAAUAAACCUCCUCUAACGAUGGCCUUAGCCAAUGAUGCUCGCUUUGGACAAAAAGAGUCUACUGAUCAGAACUUUGACUACAUGUUCAAGAUCUUGAUCAUUGGUAACAGCAGUGUCGGUAAAACUAGCUUCCUGUUCCGCUAUGCUGAUGACUCCUUCACACCUGCUUUUGUGAGCACUGUGGGUAUAGACUUCAAAGUGAAGACCAUCUAUAGAAAUGACAAGAAGAUAAAGCUCCAAAUAUGGGACACUGCUGGGCAGGAAAGGUACAGGACCAUCACCACAGCGUACUAUCGUGGAGCCAUGGGUUUUAUUCUUAUGUAUGACAUCACCAGCGAGGAUUCCUUUAAUGCUGUUCAGGACUGGUCCACGCAAAUUAAGACAUAUUCGUGGGACAAUGCUCAAGUGCUGCUGUUGGGAAAUAAGUGUGACAUGGAAGAUGAGAGAGUAGUUGCUUCUGAGAGAGGAAAACAACUGUCAGAACAGCUAGGCUUUGAGUACUUUGAAGCCAGUGCCAAGGACAACAUCAAUGUGAAGCAGACAUUUGAGCGGCUGGUGGACAUCAUCUGUGAGAGAAUGUCAGAGAGCCUGGAGUCUGGCGAUCCCACUGUAACUGGAAACAAACCGUGUCCUCAGCUCACGGAGCAGCCACAGCGCUCCCACAAGGACUGUGCUUGCUAAGGGUUACUCUCACAGUCUCCAUCAACCAUUUCCAAGCAGAUUGAACAAUGGACCACUCCAUGUGGGAAUGCAUCGGUAAGAGUCAACCUCAUAGAAGCGCUGAUGUGAUGUGGCUAAGAGCCUGUCCUCCAUGCAUUUUGUUAUUCUUCAUAUUAGUAUUCCCACCAGUGCUACUCUUGUCACUUAAUUAUUUGGUGGUGUCUUUAUAGUAGGCUAAAAGUCUUAAAUGUAAUAAUUAUUGGUUAGAAGUAUAUUUUGGAUAAAAAAUUUAUUCCAACUUGAAUCAAUCACAUGUUAUUCUUGCAUAAUGUCUUCUGAAGCAUUCUUUUAUACCUCCAGGAGCAUUGUGUAUGGAUAUUUUGAGUUUGAUAGAGUUCAAAUUCACACAAAAUUUUCAUUCCAGUGUCAAGAGAUAUUUGAUUCUUGUUUAAACAACAUAUAUAUAUAUAUAUAUAUAUAUAAACCAAUGUACAAUACAGUUGGCACUAGGCUGUUGUAUAAAAACUUACAGCAUUAAAGGUCACUCCAUUGGUGUCCAAGGAUAGAAAUGUGAUGAUUUAAGGAGUGAGAACUGAUUGUGCAUUAAUUAAUUUGUUCCCUAUGACUUUCAAAAAAAGCAGGUGUAUUUUGUCAAACAUAUGAUAUAAGAAAAGUAACAUUUUAUGUUAUACUGUAUGUUAUAAUAGAUGUAAUUAAGAAGAAUUUAUAAAUGUGUGGUUAAUUGCUUACCGUUUUUUGAAAUAUGACGGAAGUGGUGAAUUUAAGUGGUAUUUCAGGAUUUCAGUGCUACUUGAUUGAUGCUUUUACUCUGGAUCCUCCACAUACUGGCAGACUCAAACUCUGAUUUUACUGUUAAGAAAAUGUGCAAGUGUGUGCUUGUCUCGGUUAAUGUCAUUCUAGUAUUUUUAUAGUAUUUAGUAUACUUUAAACAAGCAUAGAUGUUGAUUGCUGUCAUUCUUCAUGUAGAAAACAAAAUCAAAGCUUUAAUGAAGAGAAACCUGAUUAAUGAAUAUCAGCAAGGUUUUCUGGGAAUUAUUUUAAUUUGCAAAGACUAAUAUUAAAAUAGUAAUAAUAUUUAAAAAAAUCAUUAUUUUCAAUUUUUUUUUGCUUUAGAUGUUUAUUUUGGUGUUAGAAAGCUUUUACGCUACAAAUCCUAAAAAGAUCGUAGAGACCUGGUUAGAGAUGCACCAUUGGUGGAUCACUUGUAUCCAUUAAAUCACUUUAAUAUUUAGUAUUGAAUUUUGUUAGUGCACACUAUAAUAUUAUUGUAUGUAAUUUACUGCUUUAUUUAUUAUUUAUUUAUAUGCAUUUUAUUGGUGUAUUGUGUUUUGUAUUAAAGCAAUUGAGGACUGUUUAAAUACUGCACUGCUUCAACUCUAGAUGAUUCUAGAAUAGGGCUGAAAUGAUUAGUCGACGUUAUUGACAACUUCGACAAAAAAAACAAAUUCCGUUGUCGAAUAAUCGUUUGAUGUAAUUUAAUGUAACGUGAUCAUAUGAAACUCUCAUGAUGACGUGCGAGAGCAGCACUACAGUUCGCACUUGACUGAGGAGAGGAAGAAUUACACAGUUCACAGUCCAGGUGCACUCUACAUUUUCACAGCUUCAGGUGAUGUAAAUCGCAAAGUUUGAGGGAAUUAUAAUGCAAAAAUACAAAAUAAGUACAGAAGCACUCUCGUGGAAUAAGCGUAGGCAGAGCUCUUUAAAGGAAACACAAAAACAAACAAAUCUUUAAUGCAGUUAUAUUUCAUGAGUUAUUAUAGCUUUAAUAAAGUUCAAAUAAUAUGGAAGCAGAUCAUGUAAAUAACUACAAACUCCGAAACAGUAAUUUCUCUGUGCGGUCAGCACCUCUUCUAUGAGUUGCGUGAAUGUCCCGAUCCGAGGGGGGGAGACUGAAACUGCACCCGGCUGAUGCACAUUAUGUCACGGGGACGCUUGUCCCUCGAGCAUGCACGCUUGCUGCAGCUAGAUUAUAACGUGAUGGCUCGUGAUUUAUUGAAUCAUAAUAUACAUGUCACUGUGCAUUUCUACUUGUGAAGAAAAUUGUCAAUAAGCAGCUUUAUUCUCUCUUAAGAGAGAGGUUUUUUUGAGAGUUAAAGAUGGAUUGAAAUGAACAAAGGUGAGAGAGGGGAGUCUUCGCCCCUGCUACAAAAUAUAUUUUUGAUUUGUUUUAGAUUUUUUGGCAAGUUUUCCAAUAUAUAUAUAUAUCUAAAACUCAUUUAAAACAAUGAACAUUUACUUUAGGAACUAUAAUGCAGAAGAUAAAAUUGUUAUCCGAGUAUGUUGAAUAUAAUAUUACAAAUAUUAAUAUUUUAAAAUCUCUAAAAAUCCUUUUUAAAAAAAGAUUCAUUCACCUGAGAAGCUGCAUAUAAGAUAUUUAUACUUGCUUUUAGAGAAUAGAUCUUGAAUAUAAAUAUAUUUUGUCUUUACUGCACUUGAAGUCUAACCAAGUGAAAAAAAUACACUUAUAUACACUUACUGUAUAUUUAAGAUACAUUCUCUUAAAGCAAGUCUAAAUAUCUUAUAUGUUGCUUCUCAAGUAAAUGUGUCUUGUUUUAAGGAACAAGACAAAAACACUUUUAAACUAUCAUUUUUUGCAGUGAUUUUUGUUUAUACCGAAUAAAACGUAAUAAAAAAUAUUUUAUACUUUAUUUCUCCUAUGCAAUUCCAAAGCAUUGUUAUACCAAAUAGUCAUUGGAUAUGCAGGGUUUUUCAGGUGCAUAAUUGAUGAGGCCAUGAAACUGUCACGAACCCCGCUCCUCUGCUUCUCCCCGCAUCGUCUAGCACACACACGCACACUCCCUCACUCCGCCCCCUCGAGCUUUUCACGCUCUUUUUGCUUGCUCGAGCCCUCACGCCCACUUUGCUCCUACUCGCUCACAUGCUCGUAGGCGAUCUCCCUUCCUCGAGUUUCUCACGCGCUUCCAAUCCCCAGAACAUUAUGACAACCUGCACUCGCGUCAUCUGCACUCCUGCACAUUAGUUUCACCUGCACUCGUCUCAUCACCUGUCAUGGUUUACACCUGCACUUGCCCCUAUAUAUAUCACCACCCUUUCGCUGCACGGGUGUUGGUUAUUGUAUUUAGAUUCCCGUGUCUUUGCCCCCCGCUAGUCUCGUCUAGUUUUGACCCCCCCCUGUGAUUCGUUACCCCUUAGCUUGCCAGGUCUCUUGUUCCCCUAGCUCCCCUGUUUAGGCCUUCCCGCUACUCUAUUCUGAUUACCCCGGCUUUGACCCUCGCUUCCCUCGACCAUUCUCAUUGGAUUUGCCCCUUGUUUAUACUUUGAUUCCCCGGCUUUUGACCCUACGCUUCCCUCGACGAUUCUCCCUCUGGAUUUACCCUGUUAUGUACUUUUGCCUGCUUUAUUUUUAUUAAAGCAGUUUUUCCUCCGACAUUGUGACUGUCUCGUCUUGUGUGUGUGUGCGGGUUACAGAAACGUAUACUCUCCAUUCAUACAAUGUUUACAAUCCAUCUUAAACAAAUUAUAGCAAAUUCACGGUGAUAUACUUUUUAUACAGCAAAAUCAAACAGGUUAGUGAGCUUUAUCUCUUGAGAAGUCACUGUAAAUAUUUGAAGCCAUAAAACUGAGUUUGAAAAGAGGUAGUUUGGUUUUGAUACUCUUUGUAGUUUGUCUGGCAGUUUGAGUUGUUCUUUUGUUUGUUUUUUGUUAAAUGUAUUGUAAAAUAGCUUUCCACAUUUUGAAAAACCAAAAUGACAAAUGUUUUAUGUAUUUAACAUCAUGUAAUGUUUCAACCUGGGAAAGAAUGGUUGGAAUGUAUCACUGUAUUGGCAACUGACAAUAAACAGU